AGUAGUCGCUGCGUAAUCGACCAUGGCGGACUCUGCGUACUCGUUCAGUCUGACGACCUUCAACCCGUCGGGAAAGCUGCUGCAGAUCGAGUACGCGCUCAACGCCGUGAACACUGGCGGCAAGACGUCGCUGGGCAUCCGCUGCAAAAACGGCGUCGUGAUCGCCACGGAGAAGAAGCUGCCCACGAUCCUCGUGGACGAGGACUCGCACAAGAAGAUCGCGGUGCUGUCCGAGCCCGCCGGCAUCGUGUACAGCGGCCUGGGCCCCGACUACCGCGUGCUGGUGCGCAAGGCGCGCAAGAAGGCGCAGACCUACUUCCAGAAGUACAAGGAGCACGCGCCCGCCAGCAUUCUCGUGCGCGAGAUCGCCGCCGUCAUGCAGGAGUUCACGCAGUCGGGCGGUGUGCGCCCCUUCGGCGUCUCCAUCCUGUACGCGGGCUACGACGACGACGGCCCGCAGCUGUAUCAGAUUGACCCGUCGGGCGCCUACUUCGGCUGGAAGGCCACGGCCAUCGGCAAGGACUCGGUCAGCGCCAAGACGUUCCUCGAGCGGCGUUACAACGACGACCUGGAGAUUGAAGACGCCAUCCACACGGCGCUGCUGACGCUGCGCGAGGGCUUCGAGGGCGAAAUGGACGAGACGAACAUUGAGGUGGGCAUCAUCAAGGAGGACAAGAAGUUCCACGUGCUCACGCCCGCGGAGGUGAAGGACUACCUGGAGCAGGCGGAAUAAGUUGGUGGCACGUUACAGUGUCGACCGGCAGCUUUGUUUUGGACGGUUGGGCGGCGCCGGCUAGAGCUGGGAGAGUAGGUUGUCACUGCUGGAGCGACGCAGCGUUUUUUUUCUCCGGUGAAGCACGAGUUACUGCAAGGCUGUGGUGACCGACAGGC
This is a messenger RNA of Phytophthora sojae, 891 nucleotides long. RefSeq lists its product as hypothetical. The transcript has 3 exons. The record is from RefSeq and is a predicted model, not a curated record. Lineage: Eukaryota; Oomycota; Peronosporomycetes; Peronosporales; Peronosporaceae. The coding region runs from base 23 to 733 and encodes 236 amino acids. Gene Ontology annotation, cellular component: proteasome core complex, alpha-subunit complex; proteasome core complex. Gene Ontology annotation, biological process: ubiquitin-dependent protein catabolic process.